UUUAAAGUCAAAUCCAGCUGGAGGAAGUUAUAAAUCCCACGGUCAUGCUGAGACUGGUGUCCUCCUCCCAAGACGACGGACAACAACAGAAGAGCCAGUGGCCAGUAAAGCUCGUUCAUCUUCCUCCCCCACCCACUUAACAAAGAGUCCAUACCAGAACCCUAACUACACCAGCCCCAGACUUGGUGUAGGAGGAGAGCAAGUCUCAAACACUAACACAAGGAAACCUUUAUUCCCCAUUCAAAGUGUUGCAGAGGACUCUACUGGACUAUCAGAGACCGACAGUCAAUCGAUGCUAGACCUACCACCACCUCCUCCAAGAAUGAGACACUUAUCAGCCUGUGAGGAGGAAGGUGAAUCAGACGAGGUCAUCGUUGAUGGCAUGAGGUCACAGUCUCCACUACCAAGCCCACGGUCUCGCCGCCUCCUCUCCGCCCGUAGCUCCCCUAACCUAGCAAAGAGCGUUAGUCGGAGUGACUUCAGUGAUGAAGAGGAUGAUGAUGAUAUAAUGGACCUGUCCACUGUCCCACGGUCCCAUCCAACCCACCCCUCCCCUCUUGCCUCCCCUCACUUAUCUUACUCUCCCCUACUCACAGUCAAGGCUAUAGCUCUGACGAGGAGUCACUCUCGCAUACUCUCUUGUAUGAUGGACGUCGUAAACGCUCGAGCAAAAGGAUCCGUUAUAACAAGGCGCUCCAUCCUCUUGUGAGGGUUAAUAGUGCUAGCAGUGACGACGGCUCUUUCAAUGACAAACACUUGCGUCAUAGUCUACCAAAAUUUGGUAAAGAUAAGCUCAGAAAGAUGCUACCGUAUCGGAGCACUCCUUCUACUCCAGCCGAGGGGAGUGGCUCUGAAAGCUUCACUGAUAUGCUGGCAGUUCGUAUGAGAAGCAGCAGUGGGGGCGGUAGGCUGAGAUGCAACUCAG
This is a messenger RNA of Amphimedon queenslandica, 925 nucleotides long. RefSeq lists its product as uncharacterized. The record is from RefSeq and is a predicted model, not a curated record. The annotation marks the transcript as partial. NCBI's taxonomy places the organism in Eukaryota, Metazoa, Porifera, Demospongiae, Haplosclerida, Niphatidae. The transcript has 2 exons.